UAGACGAGUUCGCUAAAGCUUAUCGGGACAUGCAGGACAUGAAAGAUUGCUAUGAUAGCUUACUUUCUGCUGCGUCCGCGACUGCCAAUUGUGCCUAUGGUACUUCUUUCUUCUUCUUCUUCUUCUUUUAUUCCUUCUCCACUGAUGUCUCUAUCAAUUUAUAAAAGGCGCACGAGGUUUGCUAUUCUUUUAUUGUCCGAGUAUUUACAGCCUUACUAGCCUUAUCAUUUGAUUGUUAGUCUACUAGGGCAGUUCGCAUUUCCCCAUCAAGUUGUCUUUUCGGUUAAUAAAUGAAGGGUAAAAAUCAUUUUCAUUCACUGCAAUUUUCUUUUCUUCUUCCUCUUCUUCUUCUUCUUCUUUUGGGAAUUUGAAGUGCAACUAAUAAUGAUAAAGUUUUGGUGGAAAGUCCGUUAUUGAAAGGAGAAGGUGCAAUUAGAAUGAAGUCCAUAUACUUGAAAAAUGAAGCUAGAAGUUUUUUAAAGGCAAUGUGCUGGCUAUAAUAGCAACGUUAUUCUGUGAUUGAAGAAGCCCACCCCCCUGUCAUCAACUAACAUCCAAGGGCAACAUUGCAAAAGCGAAUUAUUAUGGUUUACAGCACAAAACAUUUAGAAAUGGGAUGGAGUUGCCUUCUCCUUAAGUAAAGCCUUAGUAGUUGUGAUUUAAAUAUCGUAUUGGUUCUGUUUUGGUAGCACUGGAUAUGGAGUUAUUUAUAUCAUAUGAACCACAUUUACAUCAUGCGAGGAAUACACAAUCUCAUGAACAAACUUGAUGCAUAACAAAGUGGCAAGAACUAAAUUUUUGCAUAGUACUGGUGAUACGAUACUAAAUAAUGGAGUACUUGCUGAAAUGGAUUUAGAAAGCUGCUGACACUUGACAUAAUGGAAAUCAGGCAGAGUGUUAUAAUUUUGCAAACAGCUAUUGUGGCAUUUUUUUCAUUUCACACCACCACAGACCGUUACAUUACCAUUAGAGCUAUCAUGCUUGUUCAGGAUGUAAAUGCCAGGGAAAACCUCAGUUUUGAGCCAUUUUUUUUGGUUUUGUCAUUGAUAGUCUCCUCCAACAAUUCUUCACAUUCACUUCUAAUUUUGUUUAGUAAUUUCACCAAGAUGAAUCUUUCACUCUUCAGAUUUCGCAUCUAAACUAGACAUCCUAGUGAUCAUUUUAAGAUCUUAUCCUAAUACCUCAACUUGCUUCCGCGUUUGAUUUUGCAAAUUAUUGGUAUGAACUUAGCUUAAAAGAUUACUUAGCAUCUUGUAUUGCUUUUGUGAUAAGUAUUUACUACAGUGUCCCCUUGUUAAAGUUAUUAAAAAUAUAUGUUUAUUACUUAAUUUUUUAAGUUGCUAAUAAUCUGUGAAUGUGACUGCCGUGACUGUUAUGUGAUGCCUGGGAUGCAAUGACUGAUUUAAACCAUGCAUCUCAAUCUUAUCCAAAGGACAAAUCUGCUUUGGAAGUUUACAUUGCAAUAGAUUCUCACCAGAUGAACAGUAACCGAAUUCUCAGAAUCAGUGCGUGAAAUGGGUGCUUGCCUUCUCGAGAAAACUGCAUCGAAUGAUGAUGAAGAAGGCCGUAGAGUCUUGCUGAUGCUGGGAAAAGUGCAAUUUGAACUCGAGAAACUUGUUGACUGCUAUCGAUCCCACAUCCACAAGACGAUCAUAAGCCCAUCAGAGUCUCUUCUGAAUGAGCUUCAAACAGUUCAUGAGAUGAAGCGACUUUGCGAUGAGAAAAGAGAUGUAUAUGAGUACAUGGUGAGACAGAAAGAAAAAGGGAGGGGAAGAAGUGGAAAGGGAGAGAGUGAAUCUAUGCAGCAAGUACAAGCAGCUCAUGAUGAAUAUGAUGAGGAGGCAACUUUAUUUGUUUUUCGUAUUAAAUCUCUGAAGCAAGGACAAUGUCGCAGUCUUCUAACACAGGCAGCUCGGCACCACGCUGCUCAGUUGUACUUUUUUAAGAAGGCUCUUAAAUCUCUUGAAGCUGUUGAGCCGCAUGUCAAAUUGGUCACAGAACAGCAGCAUAUAGAUUACCAAUUUAGUGGACUUGAUGAUGAUGGGAGAGAUGAUGUUGAUGAUGAUGAUGAAGAUUAUGAUGAUGCCAAUGAUGAUGGAGAAUUGAGCUUUGACUAUGGACAAAAUGACCAGGAACAAGAAGUUUCCACACCAAAAAAGUCGAUGGAGUUUGUGCAGUUGGAUUUGGCGGGUGUUACAUUUCCCCAAGUUGCGACGUUGGAGAUGGCAAAGGAAAAUCUAGAUAGAAGUUACAGGACAGCGUCUUCAUUUAAAGGAGAACUUCGGACAGGCACCCAAUCAGCUCCACUUUUUGCUGAAACUACAUCUGAUCCAGCUGGAAAAACAAAAAAACUGACGCCAUCAUCCACACGAAAGCUCAACACUUAUGUAUUGCCUACCCCAGCAGACCCUAAGAGUUCAAAUCCUACAGGAUCUGGUAGCUCGGUUUCUGGAACACUAAAGACAAGUUUGAGCAGACGCACGCCCAAUUUGUGGCAUUCAUCCCCUCUCGACCAAAAAAAAAUUGAGAAGUUAUUAGGAGUUGAAAUGUCUAACAAACCCACUAGUAAAAAUUCACAGUCAGUACUCAAGGAGAGCAACAACAACACGGCAUCCCCCCGAUUACCUCCUCCUCUAGCUGAUGGACACCUUUUUUCACGGCUUGAACCAUGGGCUGCUUUUGAUUCUAAGAAAACCAGAAGAUAUGCCUUUUCUGGUCCGAUUACAAGCGAGCCAUUGUCUACCAAGCCGAUCUCAGCAGAACAUCCCCAAUUAUUCUCUGGAUCCCUUCUUCGAUAUCCAGCGACUCAAUUAUUAUCACCUCCAAAAGUGUCUCCAAUAAGAUCACCAAAAGUAUCUCCUAGUGCUUCCCCUACUUUUGUGUCCCCGCCCAAAAUCAGUGAGUUACAUGAGCUUCCUAGACCCCCACUCAGUUCAACCUGCAAGUCUCCAAGGGCUGAAGGUUUGGUUGGUCAUUCAACCCCAUUGUUGCCCAAAGGUCGCAUGCAUCCUGGAACAAGAAAAACACCAGCGUCAAAUGUAGCAUCUCAACUGCCCACACCUUCUCAAGUUGUCGCUCGCAGUUUUUCAAUACCCUCUAGAAGUCGUAGAAUAAUGGUCGCUCAGAGUUCAGGGAUUGUUGAGGAUGUUGCCUCACCUCCUCUAACCCCGAUAUCUUUAUGUAACAACUACCCAUCAUCCACCAGUUCCCAUACUGUCAAUCAGACGGUUCAAAUCAGAGGUGCCGAUUGAUUCUAUAAUUUUGUAGCGAUAGCUUUGCAUCAGAUUCAGCAACCAAAAGCUGAGCUGAGAAGAUUCGCUCGUCAUUUGGUACAGGUGUAGAUCUGUAAAUAUAAUCCUUGUCUAUUGUUUUUAUAUAUGUUUGCAUGUUUAUCUUUGUUAAUCCAGUCCUUAUUCCUUACCGACGAGCACUUGGAAUGAACCAAUUAAGUGGUUGGCCAGAGUUUCAUCGGUGACAAAAUUUUGUUCUCCUUGGAUUUAAUAGGCAAAUUCCAUUUAUUUUC
Molecule: messenger RNA, 3523 nt
Organism: Populus euphratica (Euphrates poplar)
Lineage: Eukaryota; Viridiplantae; Streptophyta; Magnoliopsida; Malpighiales; Salicaceae
Exons: 11
Coding region: 1515-3251 (578 amino acids)
Source: RefSeq, a predicted model, not a curated record